AUGUCCACGCAGCGGCUGCGACCGUCAGGGCUAUUUUCAUUAUGGAAAAGCCCGCGACGGAAUUCUAUGGCUAUCUACUCAAUACCUCGCGGGUUUACGGACAUGCGCCAAACCUCACCGCCCACAGGAUCCUCCAUACACCACGAAACCGCAUCCAGAAACGAAAGGAGCCGAGACACCGCCGGCGUCAAUGACCAGAAAGAUGAACCGAAGAUGGGUUAUGACCCCGAGCGCAUGACGCGGGAGCGGUCCGAACUAUUCGAACUCUUUUCGCUGUCCAGGAUUCCUGAUCCACGCACGGACCUAGGUGUCAAGAUUGAUGAACUGGGCCAAUUGCAGAUCACAGAUCCUGUUGAGAGUCGACGAAAACAUAAAACUGCCUUGGUACUGUCCGCUGUGCCGAUUUCUCUGGUUGAACGUGAUUUCAGGCGGCUCCUUGACCCGGGAAAACAUAUUGAAGGGUGGACAAGCGGUGGCGGACUGGAAGAAAUCAUCCCAGCACGAGACCCUCAAACACUCCGUCGUAAACACGGUUGGAUUCUUAUCUUUGCAACUCCUGCCGCAGCACAAGAAUACCAGGCUCGCAUUCACAAUCUGCGAGUCCUCCUUCGCCAUCAUCUACCGAUAACGUCUGAAUCAAAACUACAACUCCCGCCGGCCUAUACUGUUCACGGCUCUCGCGGCUUCACACUUCAAGACUACACGAUCAGUAGCCCUUGGCAAUACCCAUCAGUGCUCGCUUACCUUGCGCCAUUCAGCGGCCAUUUACAAGAAGUCAUUAAGACACACAACAACAUCCUCGCCCAAAAGCAAAAGGAACGCCGAACAUACCCCGUCCAAAUAUCCCUCGACACCCGCCAGAUACCCAAUAUAUCCACACGGCAUAUCGUCUCCUUCGUUCACUGGGAUGCUGAAAAUCGCAGAGUACCGUGGCGCCUCGCUGAAACGCUGAGGCCUAUCUCCCCUCUAACGAACGAUACGCCGCAUAGGAUCUUGGAUUCUGAAGAAGACGCCAAGAUUCUGAAUGGAAUAGGCAACUGGCGCAUUUUGUUUGAGAACUCGUCGGAAGCAAGAAGAUUUGUGCGGACCUGGCACCGGAGGCCGUUGCCGAAAUUUACGGGAUUACCGAACUGCGACCCUCCGCCACUGCUGCAUGUUGAGUGUUUGUUCCGGGAUGGGUAUUGA
Coccidioides posadasii C735 delta SOWgp is the source of this 1185-nucleotide messenger RNA. RefSeq lists its product as uncharacterized. NCBI's taxonomy places the organism in Eukaryota, Fungi, Ascomycota, Eurotiomycetes, Onygenales, Onygenaceae. The record is from RefSeq and is a predicted model, not a curated record.